Messenger RNA from Gadus chalcogrammus (walleye pollock), 1634 nucleotides. RefSeq lists its product as uncharacterized. Bases 239 to 874 code for a protein of 211 amino acids. Gene Ontology annotation, cellular component: membrane. The record is from RefSeq and is a predicted model, not a curated record. Gene Ontology annotation, biological process: immune response. Lineage: Eukaryota; Metazoa; Chordata; Actinopteri; Gadiformes; Gadidae. The transcript has 4 exons. Gene Ontology annotation, molecular function: tumor necrosis factor receptor binding.
CUUGUAGGCUAACUUGUCACAGUAUUCUACCUUGUCCCAGUGGCUACCUUGUCCCAGUAUUCUACCUUGUCCCAGUAGGCUACCUUGUCCCAGUAUUCUACCUUGUCUGAGUAGGCUACCUUGUCUCAGUAUUCUACCUUGUCCCAGUAGGCUACCUUGUCCCAGAAUUCUACCUUGUCCCAGUAUUCUACCUUGUCUCAGUAGGCUACCUGGUCUCAGUAUUCUACCCUGUCGCAGGAUGCAGGAGGACCGCGGCCGCUCACAGCGCCCAGGCCUGGCCGCCGGGCUGCUCUGCGGGAUUCUGUUUGUGGGCUCAGCGCUGCUGGUCCUCUGCUCGUCCUACCGCAGUCUGGACGGGAACCAGCAGCGUGUCGGCAGGAGUCUGGCUGGUCCAAAGACAGCAGGUCCCAGCUGCUACAGCCCUCCGCCGGAGAAGCCCGUCGCCUUCCUCAGAGGCCCAAAGAAGGACCGGAAGUCGCCCAGCUGUGGGAGGACCGCAGUGGUGCAGUGGGCCGGGGAGCCGACGCUGCGCGGGGGGUUCAAGUACGACGAGAAGGACCGCCUGGUGGUGCCCAUCGAGGGCCGCUACUGGGUCUACUUCCAGCUGAACUACUCCGGCGGCCUGCAGGGCAUGCAGUCCUGCAGGCCGCUAAUAAUCACCCAGGGGGUCGUCUGGGUGCGGGAGAGCUACACCGUCAACCAGACCCUGUUACAGGCCCAGGACACCGUGACAGAGCCCCAGCACACCUUCAGCAAGACCCUGCAGGCCUCGGCCGCCUUCGACCUGGCCGCCGGAGACCUCCUGUUCGUAGUGACCAAUUCCCCAGAACUGCUCUCCACCGAGGGGUACCUUGGGGCCGACCUGGAGCUGUAGACCUGGAGACCUGGAGACCUGGCCCUGGAGACCUGGAGCUGGAGACCUGGAGCUGGAGACCUGGAGACCUGGCCCUGGAGACCUGGAGACCUGGCCCUGGAGACCUGGCCCUGGAGACCUGGAGCUGGAGACCUGGAGACCUGGCCCUGGAGACCUGGACCUGGAGACCUGGACCUGGAGACCUGGAGACCAGGAGACCUGGAGUGGAAAUUUGAGAGUCUGUUGCAUUGCCUUGCCUUGCCUUGUUGCAGGGGCGUUUCUAGACAUCAAACUCUCCUGGGAACAGGCCCCCAAUUACUCUAAUCCAACGAAAGAUGCAUGCUGCGUGUAUGAAAUGUGCUAUACAAUGUGCUAUACAAUGUGCUAUACAAUGUGCUAUACAAUGUGCUAUACACCUGCUAUACACUGGCUAUAUGACAUCCCCUGGUUUAGUCAACUGUUACUGCAACUGCCAUAAUGCUGCUGCUGAAGCGGAAACUACUAAUGCUAAAGUAAAAUAAUGAUAAUAAUAAUAAUAAUUAAUGAUCUCUAUAAUCUCUAAUUAAUAUUUAUUAAAUUAUGGACAUUCUCAACAUGUUUUUUAAGGAAUAAAAGUCAUACCCUGCAUUCAUAUGCAAAUAAUAAAAAUAAAACCCGACUCAAGUCAUUAAACUGUUGCACAUUUGCAUUCUUCUCAUUCCACAAUGAUAUUAAUAAUUAAUAAAAACGUGAAGUUGUGUUAUCAUUGCUCUAUACUUAUUUUUGUUUCGCGCCUCAAUCC